Necator americanus (New World hookworm) is the source of this 2946-nucleotide messenger RNA. RefSeq lists its product as uncharacterized. The transcript has a single exon. Gene Ontology annotation, molecular function: catalytic activity. The record is from RefSeq and is a predicted model, not a curated record. Lineage: Eukaryota; Metazoa; Nematoda; Chromadorea; Rhabditida; Ancylostomatidae. Bases 1 to 2946 code for a protein of 981 amino acids.
AUGGCGACCGGUGAGAGGCGAUCAAAUCUCAGGUUGCUCAGGACGUCAUUGAUUCUGGACCAAGGCGACACACGCACGACUCGCCAUGGAGACUGUCUCAGACUGUGUACUUACAACGCGAGAACAGUUUCCACAGACGCCGACCUGCAUGCCCUUCUCGGAGCUGCAGAGCGUAUCAAAUUUCACGUGAUUGCUCUGCAGGAGACCAAGUGCAGAAGGAGCGACGUACGACAGAUGAAUGACGGUACACUCGUCAUUCGUGGAGAGAAGGUUCCGUCGCGAAAUGUAGGCGGUGUUGGUUUUGUUGUGUACCCAUCUGUCGUCCAUCUUGUCGAUUCUCACGAGAUCCUGUCACCUCGACUGGCCAUUCUUCGCCUCCGCCCUCUGCGCCAAAAAUCCAUCAGUAUCAUCAACUGCUAUUCACCAACAUCAGCAGCUGAUGAUUCCGAAUUGGACGCGUUUUACGAGGAGCUGGAGGAAGUAGUCCACAACGAGAAGUCCUUUUACAAAUUCGUUGUCGGAGACUUCAACGCAAAACUAGGAAAGGCCACAGAAGAGGAAUACAGGAUUGGAAGAUUUGGACUAGGGGACCGGAAUGAAAAUGGCAAUCGUCUCGCCGGGCUGUUGUCCGCCGCUCGCCUCUUUCAUGGGAACUCUCUUUUCAUGAAAAAAGAUCAUCGUCGGUGGACAUGGGAAUCGCCCAAUGGCGCGACUCGUGCGGAGAUCGACCACAUACUCACCAACCGGAGGUGGUGUCUACUUGACGUCUCAGUAGUACCAUCCUUUUGUAGUGGUUCUGAUCACCGUCUCCUUCGUGCGAAAAUACGACUUAGCCACACGAUGGAAAAGAACAUCUGCUAUCGGCAACGAAGGAGAAAAGAAGUCGUCUACGACGAUUGCGUACUCGAGGACUCCCUGUCCCAAGGUGACUGGCACAUCGAGGAGGACCCAAACGUGGACUACGAGAUGCUGCUCAGAGGAUUACGAGCCUGUGCUGAACGUGCCUCGAAGUCGCGCACGACAAACUUGGAUCGAAUUUCGAAGACCACCAAGGAAUUGUUAGGAAGAAGAAGGGCUUUGAGGCUUGAUCCGAAUGCAUCGCACAUUGAGCGGUUAGUAGCAAACACUAGCUGCAGAAAAGCGUUGCAGGAGGAUCUUUCGAAGUACAGGCAGAAGAAGAUUCUAGAAGCAGCACAAAGAAGAACGAGUCUAAAGAAGUGCCGCAGGGACCUCCGCGAAUAUAAUAUUCCGCUAGCAACCUUGCUGAGCGAAGACGGGACUCGCACGUCUUCUCGUCGUGAGAUGGAAAUCAUUACGGAGAGGUUCUACUCGAACCUUUUCCGUUCAUCAACUCCUGUGUCAAGCCCAAUCAUCCCCACUGGCGAUGCUCCACCACGGAUUCUCCCUUCGGAAGUACGAGUCGCUAUCAAGAGCAUGAAACCUGGCACAGCCCCCGGACCUGAUUUUAUAUCAGCAGACUUUCUUCGGGCUGGUGGCCAUCCGCUUCAUGUAAUCUUAGCAGCGCACAUGACAUCCUAUCUUCAGAAAGAAAGGAUCCCAGACCAGUGGAAGACCUCGCGAACCGUUCUUAUCCAUAAGAAAGGUGACCGAGAGGACCUUCGGAACUACCGUCCGAUAUGCUUGCUGAGCGUGUUAUACAAAGUAUUCACCAAGAUCAUCCUCACACGCAUAUCUAGGACGCUGGAUGAAGCCCAGCCUCAAGAACAAGCUGGAUUCCGCCAAGGGUUCAGCUGCUUGGACCACAUCCAGACCGUGUCGAGGGUCAUAGAGGUUUGCCGGGAAUACCGCCUGCCCCUUGUUCUAACCUUCGUCGACUAUGAGAAAGCCUUUGACAGCGUAGAAACGAAUGCAAUACUGUCAGCGCUGGUCGAUCAAGGUGUGGACGCGUCGUAUGUGAGGACAUUAGCCAAUUGCUAUGAACGAUGCACGACUAGGAUACAGCUUUUCCACCGCCCUCUCACCAUACCCAUUGGAAAGGGGGUACGACAAGGCGAUACUAUAUCGCCGAAGCUGUUCACGGCUGCAUUGCAAUGGAUAAUGAAAUCACUAUCCUGGGAAGAAAGGGGCAUACGUGUUGAUGGAAGAUUUCUUUCGAACCUUCGUUUCGCGGACGACAUCGUUCUCUUUUCGAGCAGCACCAAUGAAGCAGAAACGAUGCUCAACGAAUUGAACGAAGCAGGGAAGAGAAUAGGACUACGAAUAAACAGAAAGAAGACACAGUUCAUGAAGAACGCGCACUGCGAGGACGGAGGAGUACAACUUGAAGGCUCCCAAAUCGUGGAAACUCCGUCAUACGUAUACCUCGGACGUUCUAUGAACAUGGAAAACGACUUGAAGGAAGAACUGAAUAGAAGAAUGAGAGCAGCAUGGGCAGCAUUCGCAGCCGUCAGGGAAGCUACGGACCAACUGACGGACCAUGAUCUUCGUGCCCAUCUGUUCGACUCGACAGUCCUUCCAGCGCUCUGUUACGCAGCGGAGACGUGGGCAGACACCGCGGCCACGUCUAGGAAGCUACUUAUUACCCACAGAGCCCUUGAGAGAUGUCUCCUGAAGUUUAACCGGCGCACACAACACCUUGCCGGUCUUCGUAGCUCCGACUUAAGAGGAAUGUCCCGUCUUCGCGACCCAGCGGAAUAUGUAUCGAAAGCAAAACAUAGAUGGGCCGGUCACAUCAUGAGAAGAAUCGACGAUAGAUGGACUAAAAGAACGCUAGAGUGGAUCCCAAGGGACGCUAAACGCCCCCGAGGGAGACCGCCAACGAGAUGGAGUGACGUGUUCGCUGCACGGAUGGACCAGCUGAGAGCUCAGCUGGAUACGGCUCAAGGACCUCGUCAACGUCACUCACGAAGCUUGAGAACAUCUUGGAUGACAAUGGCGAGGGAACGAAACGAGUGGAAGAGAUGCUGGGGCCCGCACGUCGAGUGA